Messenger RNA from Lathyrus oleraceus (garden pea), 1455 nucleotides. RefSeq names its product RHOMBOID-like protein 8. Bases 72 to 1202 code for a protein of 376 amino acids. Gene Ontology annotation, cellular component: membrane. NCBI's taxonomy places the organism in Eukaryota, Viridiplantae, Streptophyta, Magnoliopsida, Fabales, Fabaceae. Gene Ontology annotation, molecular function: serine-type endopeptidase activity. The transcript has 6 exons. Gene Ontology annotation, biological process: proteolysis. The record is from RefSeq and is a predicted model, not a curated record.
GCCAAACUCAACGAACCAAAAUUUUCGUUCUCUCAAUCUUGGAGAGAAUCUUGAAUUUUCGCCGGAAACCAAUGGAAGAAAGUUUGGAAUACAUCGACAUCAAACUUUCUCCGGCGAAGCUUCCGCUCGAUCUUCCUCAAGAUCCGCCGAUGAAAUCUCACCGCCGUCUCCGGCGACGAGGCGACACCUGGGUAGUUUCUGUGUUGGUAAUAAUCCACAUAGGGUUUUUCAUUACGACGAUGCUUGUCAACGAUUGCUUCACCAAUUCUCACGGUGAUUGCACUUUUCCAUCUCUUGGAAGGUUAUCGUUUCAGCUUCUCUCUGAAAAUCCACUGUUAGGUCCUUCCAUGUCCAAGUUGGAUGAAAUGGGAGCUCUUCGAAAGAACUUUUUGACGGAACGUCAUCAAACUUGGCGUCUUUUCACGUUUCCAUUUUUGCAUGCUGGACUCUUUCAUCUGGUUAUCAAUCUCUGCAGUGUUAUCUAUGUUGGAAUUCGCCUCGAGCAGGAGUUUGGGCCACUAAGGGUUGGUAUAAUCUAUAUACUAUCUGCUUUUGUGGGUGCCUUAAUGGCUUCACUUUUUCUUCAAAGCAUCCCUUCUGUUGGUUCUUCUGGUGCUUUAUUUGGAUUACUAGGAACAUUGCUUUCAGAAUUUGUUUGGAACUGGAAAUUUCAUAUCAAUAAGAUUUCAAAAAUAGCAUCAUUAGUCUUUGUUUUUGUGUGCAACUUCUUCCUUGGUUUUCUGCCAUAUGUAGACAAUUUUUCAAGCAUUGGAGGUUUUAUAUCAGGAUUCCUUCUUGGAACUGUUCUUUUAUUCACCCCUCAGCCCCAGCAAAUAGCUCCAAAUAAAGGAGAUCGAAUUGAUUAUGGUUUUAAAAGUUACAUCAAGCUGAAGUUCAAGCAAAAGCUAGACAGACCAGUUACUAGAAUUGUUUCUCUUAUCCUCUUCACCCUGUUAUUGGCUGGUUGUCUUCUUGGAGUUCUUUAUGGAAUCAACAUCAACAGUUAUUGCACAUGGUGUCCAUAUGUUGACUGUAUCCCUUUCACAAGCUGGCACUGCAAAGACAAAGAAACCUUUUGUGAGACAAUGGUGAGUAAUGCUCACUUGACGAUGACAUGUUUGGGGAAUGGCAACUUUAAGGUCUAUCAUUACACCAACAUAUCUCGAGCAAGGAUUAAUGAUUUGUGCUAUAUGAUAUGUUGAUGAGACAGCUUGGUUGGAUAAUUCCUUUUGUCCAAAUUAUACAAGGUAAUACUGACUAGGUAAAGAUAGUUUCAUACCUUACCAAAUUGACAUAUUCUUUUUUUGAAUAUAAAGAAGUAGGAGCUUGAUUAGAAACGUAGGGGGAUGAUCAGAUACAAUAGAGUUUGUGGAAUUUUCCUUUUGAUGUAAAUACCACUAGGGUGUAACUUUUCAAGUUCUUGUGUAAUAAAUCCAUUUCACUUCAAAAACUUGG